GGAACAUUGUCAUGAAUGAAAAUGCUGAUGUGUGAAGGGAUUCUCCAUGUUCCAGAAAAUGAGACCUCAUAUGAGAUGUUUGAGAAAAAUGCACGAGAACUGAUAAGGGAAAUUCAAUUGGAAUGGUUUAUUGACCCCAAAAAGAAAUGGACCUUUUUGGGUUCUCUGUUUUUUUGCUGCACAGUAUUCACAACUGUUGGUUAUGGUCACACAUACCCACGUACCCGGCUUGGGAAAUACCUAUGUAUGCUGUAUGCUUUAUUUGGCAUACCUCUAAUGUUCUUGGUUCUUACUGACAUGGGUGAUGUUCUGGCAGCAACACUUUCUACAUCUUACAACAAAGUUAGACAAUUACUAUCAAAAAUAGUCACCAAGUGGUUCCCUGCAUCCCUUUGUAAGAAAAAGAAAGGAUCAAAACCAGCGGCAGUAUCUCUUAGACAAAGCAAAAUAGUCAUUUGUGAACCUUUAAAUGUUACACAAAUGUUAAGAAACCAGUCUUCCUUGAGAAGUAAGCCUGGGCAAUAUCGGAAUGCAGAAAUAUUUGAAAAACUAAUUGCCAGAGAAAUCCACUUCCUUGCCCCACCAAAACCUAUUGAACGAAGGAAUUCAUGUCCUCAGCUAGAUACAGGACAAAUGAUGGAUGAGGUGAUUGAAAAUAUUGACAACAUAGGGAAAGAAGUAGAAAAGCUGGAUGUGCCCUUUCCAUUGAUGACUCUCAUUGUUUUUGCGUAUAUUUCCUGUGUGGCUGCUGUUCUUCCACACUGGGAAAGUCACUUGGAUUUUCAGGAAGCUUUCUACUUCUGCUUCAUCACUUUAACAACCAUUGGCUUUGGUGACAUUGCACUGCAGCAUCCCAACGUGUUUUUGUUUUUCUCACUGUAUAUUGUGAUUGGCAUUGAAAUUGUCAUCAUUGCUUUCAAGCUGGGACAAGACAGGCUCCUUGGUCUGUACAAAAAGAUGAUCUUUGGUUUUAGACGGAAAACAGUAGCAUACAGAAUUGCAUGAAGAAAAUCCAUCUGGAAGUCACAUCAGUUUCAAAAUCAUGGUCAUGGUCAUUUGCAUCUACUUUAUUUGUUUAAUUUUUACACCAUUUCUCUUUGGCUAAGAGCUCAAAGUAGUUUACAGCAGUGAAUAAUGACAUCAAUUAAAAUGAUUAAAACAGGUACAUCAAUUAUAUCUUUUAAAAUAACUACAAAAGUAAUAAUAAAUAUCCAGGAACAUAAUACAAAUACCUAAAACCAAAGUAAUCCUCACUCUAAAACCAUAGGAAACCCUGCAAUAACAUCAAAAGUUAUC
Messenger RNA from Sphaerodactylus townsendi, 1296 nucleotides. It is a transcript of the gene KCNK18, whose product is annotated as potassium two pore domain channel subfamily K member 18. The transcript is spliced from 3 exons. Gene Ontology annotation, cellular component: membrane. NCBI's taxonomy places the organism in Eukaryota, Metazoa, Chordata, Lepidosauria, Squamata, Sphaerodactylidae. The record is from RefSeq and is a predicted model, not a curated record. The coding region runs from base 16 to 1005 and encodes 329 amino acids. Gene Ontology annotation, biological process: stabilization of membrane potential; potassium ion transmembrane transport. Gene Ontology annotation, molecular function: potassium ion leak channel activity.